This is a messenger RNA of Oenanthe melanoleuca, 2361 nucleotides long. RefSeq names its product midnolin (gene MIDN). Gene Ontology annotation, cellular component: nucleus. Gene Ontology annotation, molecular function: protein binding. The record is from RefSeq and is a predicted model, not a curated record. NCBI's taxonomy places the organism in Eukaryota, Metazoa, Chordata, Aves, Passeriformes, Muscicapidae.
GCCAGGCUCCACCCCGGGCGGUGCGGGAUAAAACUUGGGGCACCUCCCCGGCAGCUCCGCGUCAGGGCUGCGCUCGGACCGGCUGCAGCGCUCAGGAGGUGACACCGCACCGACCACCACCUCCCCCCGGGACGUUUCUGGGGUCUCUCUCCCUUUUCCUGCCACCGGAGGCAGCUGAGCUCCCGCCGCGCCGGGAUCCGCGGGGCCGUGCUCGGUCGGCGGAUGGACCCGCAGCCCGGCGCCAGGAGCUGCAGCCGCGGGGCUCCCGCCUGCGAGGUGGGGCCACCCGAACCCCCCAUGAACCUCUACAUCCACACCACCACCGGCACCCGCUAUGAGCUCUCGGUGCCCGCCGAGGAGACGGUGGAGGGGCUGAAGCGGCGGCUGUCCCAGCGCCUCAAGGUGCCCAAGGAGCGUCUGGCGCUGCUGCACAAAGAGAGCCGCCUCAGCUCUGGCAAACUGCAGGACCUGGGGGUCGUGGAAGGCAGCAAGCUGACACUGGUGCCCACCGUGGAGGCCGGCUUGAUGUCCCAGGCGUCCAGGCCAGAACAGUCGGUGAUGCAAGCUCUGGAAAGCUUAACUGAAACUCAGGUCAAUGACUUCUUGUCGGGCCGGUCCCCGCUGACCCUGGCCCUGCGCGUGGGCGACCACAUGAUGUUCGUGCAGCUGCAGCUGGCGGCUCAGCAGAGCACCGGGCAGCUCCAGCACCGGCACCUCAUCGCCAGCCGGGGCGAGGCGGGGGCCAGCGCCAGCCCCCACUGCCGGACGCUGCACGGGGCCGGCGGCUCCGGCUUCGCCCGCAUCCCCGUGGUGCCCACGUGCCAGCAGAGCCCGGCCCCCAGCCCCACGCCCCCCGCGCCGGCCCCCCCCAUGUACUGUAACGCCCCUCACGCCGCUCCCGUCACCGCCGGCAUGUUCCGGUCGCACGGGGCCAGCACGCAGACGGUGAACAGCAGCGUGGUCUCCUCCUGCUCAGAGGUGGACUGUGGUUCCCGCAGCAGCAGCUCCCCGGGCAGCAGCCCGGCCCCCUCGGCCCGAUCCCGCAAGCCCGGGGCGGUCAUCGAGAGCUUCGUCAACCACGCGCCUGGGGUCUUCUCAGGGACCUUCUCCGGCACUUUGCACCCCAACUGCCAGGACAGCAGCGGGCGGCCGCGGCGGGACAUCGGCACCAUCCUGCAGAUCCUCAACGACCUCCUCAGCGCCACCAGACACUACCAGGGCAUGCCCCAGUCCCUGACACAGCUCCGCUGCCAGACGCAGUUCUCCUCUUCCUCCUCCUCCUCCUCCUCCUCGCCGCCUGCCUCUCCGGACCUCGCCACCAAAACUACCUCAGAGCCGCUGCCGGCGGCCGCCACCCCCACCCUGCACCCCGUCGUCCAGUGCCAAAGCCAGAUCCGGAUGUGCAAGCCCAGUGGGGACCGGCUGCGGCAGACAGAGAACCGGGCGACGCGCUGCAAGGUGGAGCGGCUGCAGCUGCUGCUGCAGCAGAAGCGCCUGCGGCGGAAGGCGCGGCGGGACGCGCGGGCCCCGUACCACUGGGUGCCCAACCGCAAGGCCGGCCGCACCAACAGCAACAGCAGCGUCUCCAGCGAGGGCAGCCUGGACCUGGACUUCGAGGACUCGGUCUGGAAGCCGGAGGUCAAGGCCGAGAUGAAAUCCGAGUUUGUCGUAGCAUAGAGAGCCGGGGGGACUGUGCCGGGGGGGUCCCGCUCGCCGCCCCCGCCCCGGGGAGGCUGCGCUGGUGCCACGGGCCGGGGCUCCUCAAGAUUUGCUGAGAUUUGCUGUCUCCUGCGACCACACGAACCUGCGUGGCAGGGGGAGCCCCCACCCCUCUGCUCAGUUGGGUUUGGGGCGAUGGAUGGGAGGGGGAGCAGCAGGAGCUGCCCCCUCCCUGCAGCCUCCCCAGCUGGGGGGGGGUCCUGGCACCUGGGGGGGCCCUGGGGCGUAUCGAAGCUGCUGCUUUGCUGUGAAGAGGGGCACAGCCAGGUGGGGGGCACUGCCCCACCUUGUGCCACCACCACCCCCCCCCCGGUGCAGGCAGGAGGAGAUGAAGUCUCUCUCGGAGGUGCUGGAGCCCCCCCAGUUUGGGGGCCGUUUGUUUUCCUUCCCUUCUAUAUGUAGCAUUGCUCGGCUGUGGGGCUGGGCCCCCCCAGGGGGACACGUGUGCCUGGGCCCCACCGCCGCAGCCUGGGGAGGGGGGACGGGGGUGGGAGGGCUUUGUUUUUUUGGGGGGGGGUGUUAAUUUUGUUUGGGGGAGGGAGAAGCCGAGGCGCCUUCCCUCCGCGGCCGAGCCCAACUUCCGAGUCGCUGGACUCCUUCCCACCCAACGCUUGGGUGGUUGGAUUUUUUUUUUUUCUUUUU